Molecule: messenger RNA, 6092 nt
Organism: Scomber scombrus (Atlantic mackerel)
Lineage: Eukaryota; Metazoa; Chordata; Actinopteri; Scombriformes; Scombridae
Gene: trappc10
Product: trafficking protein particle complex subunit 10
Exons: 23
Coding region: 85-3882 (1265 amino acids)
Biological process (GO): early endosome to Golgi transport; intra-Golgi vesicle-mediated transport
Cellular component (GO): TRAPPII protein complex
Molecular function (GO): protein binding
Source: RefSeq, a predicted model, not a curated record
UCAAUGCAACUGCUCACAUAAGCACUUACUAAUAAUAAAGCUGUGUUUGUAUGUAAUUUCCAUGGAGUGCUGCCGCUAACACAUAUGGAGUGUCAAGAGGAAAAGCCGAUCAUCUAUACUAUGGAAAACAAGCCGAUUGUAACAUGUGCUGGAGACCAGGGCUUGUUUACGUCUCUCUAUACCUCAUUGGCCCAACAGCUUCCCCGGGAGCCAAUGGAGUGGAGGAGGACAUACGGCCGCGCACCAAAAAUGAUCCACCUUGAGGCUAAUUUUGUUCAGUUUAAAGAGGAGCUGCUCCCCAAGGAGGGCAACAAGGCCCUGCUCACCUUCCCCUUCCUCCACAUCUACUGGACUGACUGCUGUGACACAGAGGCAUAUAAGAGCUCGGUGAAGGAGGAUAUGCUGCGCUGGCAGAACAGCUUGCGGACUCACAGCUCAGCAGACUGGGUCAUCAUCGUCGUGGAGACCAACGACACGAAGAAGAAGAACAAGACCAACAUCCUGCCUCGCUCGUCCAUCGUGGACAAGAUCCGCAGCGACUUCUGCAACAAGCAGAACGACAGGUGCGUGGUGCUGUCGGAUCCUCUGAAGGACUCCUCCCGCUCUCAGGAAUCCUGGAAUUCCUUGCUGCUGAAGCUGCGGACCCUCCUCCUCAUGUCCUUCACCAAGAACCUGGGCCGCUUCGAAGACGACAUGCGCACGCUCCGAGAGAAACGCACACAGCCUGGCUGGAGCUUCUGUGAAUACUUCAUGGUCCAGGAGGAGCUUGCCUUUGUGUUUGAAAUGCUGCAGCAGUUUGAGGACGCCCUUGUCCAGUAUGAUGAACUAGACGCUCUUUUUACCCAGUACGUCCUUAACUUUGGAGCUGGAGAUACAGCCAACUGGCUUGGCUCGUUUUGCGCUCCGGUGCGCAGCUGGAGCGGCUUACUGCUGCGGCGGCCCAUCGACAUGGAGAAGAGGGACGGGAUCCAGAGAGGGGAAGCCAGCCUACUAGACCUGAGGAGCUACCUGUUCUCCCGCCAGUGCACCUUACUCAUCUUCCUCCAGAGGCCCUGGGAGGUGACUCAGAGAGCCCUGGAGCUGCUGCACAACUGCGUCCAGGAGCUACGCCUGCUGGAGGUGUCGGUGCUGGAGGGGGCGCUGGACUGCUGGGUGUUCCUAAGCUGCUUGGAGGUUCUGCACAGGAUCGAGGGCUGCUGCGAUCAGGCCCAGCUGGCUGCAAACUGCUCCCACACUGUCGGUCUGUGGGCCUACGCUACUGACAAGUUGAAGUCUCUGGGUGAACUGUGUGGCCUGGUGUCAGAGAAGGGCCCCACGUCUGAGGACCUGAACAGGACUGUGGAUCUGCUGGCUGGACUGGGAGAUGAGAGGCCUGAGACUGUCAACAGUCUGCAGAGCCCUUACAAGAAGCUAAAAGAAGCGUUGUCAUCAGUGGAAGCUUUUGAAAGGCACUAUCUCGAACUAUCUCAUGCUGCUAUGGAGAUGUACAGGGCCAUCGGUCGACUGAGGUCCGCCAGACUGGUGGGAAAAAGCCUGGCUGAGUUCUACAUGAGGAAGGGGGACCCUGAGAAGGCGGAGACCUUCUUACAGGAAGCUCUGAAGUCUUAUGUAUCAGAGGGCUGGAGCCUCCCUGUCACUCACACCAGGAAACAGAUCGCUGAGUGUCAGAAAGUGCUGGGCAGAACUGUAGACUACCUGCAGACCAGUGCCUUGUUGGCAGGUGAUGUGAAUCUGACCACAGAGGAGAGGAAGCACUUUUGUCAGGAAAUUCUGACCUAUGCCGGCAAGUCUGGAGAUCAGUCUAAACAACUAUCUCUCAGCAUGGGCGUCUUCUCUCAGCUCACGCGGCUACAGUUCCGUCCAGCCACAGCCUCCGUGCAUUCCGGAGCCGUCCUGCAGGUGGAGCUCACCCUGCGAUGUUUGAUGCCCGUUUCGGUGCACAUACAGCAAGUCGCCGCCAGCAUUCACUUCGACCUGGAGCACGCGGGGAUUCACGGAAGAUCUAAGGGAGCUCAGAGACAAACAAACCCAGGGACAGUAGACUUUAACCAGGUUAGCUCGUCAGCGGGGCCUCCCUCCUCCUCCUCGGCCGGGGGCCCUUCUUUAGAGAUGGACGAGAUUCACGACAGGAGUCCCUCGGACAAUUCUCUCAACUCGGCGGGGGUGGUGUGUAAGAACACUCACCUGGUCAUGCGUCGUCAUGACAGCAACUCACCGCCGGACACGCCCAACUGCGUCAGCCCUCCUGCUGUUACCAUGAAGGAAGGAGCACAGAUGCUGAAAGUUCAGGAUGUAACGUUAGAGCCUGGAAAUAACAGCAUCGUAUUUACAGCACCAAGUGGACAGCCAGGUACUUACACGCUGCGUCAGCUGUGUGCCACAGUAGGUCAGGUGCAGUUCGUGCUUCCUCACAUCUACCCAUCGGUCCAGUAUGAAGUAUAUUCUCAGGAGCCCCAGCUGACUGUGGAGCCUCUCUCAGAGCCGCUGCUGGCCGGUCUGCCUCAGAAGGUGAAGUUCACUCUGUUGACGGGUCACUACACCGUGAAGAAAGGAGACGCUCUGCAGCUCAGCAACACAGACACCAUGCCCAUCCUGCCAUCCAACAGCUGCACCGCCUCCAUCAGCAACCCUGCUGCUGAGGUGGUGGGCGAAAGCGUCCUCUCCAUCCAAUCGUCCGAGAAGGUGACCAGCAUCAGCUUGCCCCCCACCCCUCCCUACCACACCCUGGAGUUCCAGCUGGAGGUCCUGUGCAUCAUCCCGUCCGGGUUCGACCGGCCCCCCAACGAGAGGCUGACCAACGGAGAGGUCCGACACCGGCCACGCAGCUACAGUCACCCAGACACGCCCAUGACCGCCAUCGACCAAAGGAUGUCUAUCGACUGUCCGUGGUCGAUCUACUCCACGCUGCUCGCCCUCACCUUCUACAUCCCCUUCAAGACCAAACACUCACUGCUUUCUGCUGGUAACAGGAAGUACAUCCAGGUGUGUGUGCAGAACGUGUCAGACGUGAACUUCACGCUGGCAGAAGUGAAGCUGACAGAGAAGCAGCACGCCUCGCUGGAGCUGCAGUCCCUCAACACUAAAACUAAACAGCUUUUAUGCAGUAAGCACAGCGUGUUCUGCUUGUGGGAGGUGAGGUGGAAGGACGACCUGCCCCUUUGCCUCCAAUGCGUUUUCUCCGCCAACUUCUCUCCGCUCAACCAAGACGUCUCCUCCUUCAAACCCUUCCACUACCAGUUCCAGCUGGAGAGAGUCACAACGUUGUACAGCGUGAGAGCUGAGAUCCUGCCUCCUGUCGGCGAGCAGCACUGUCGCUCAGGGUUGCUCUGCGGGCUGGAGGUGUGUAUCACACGACUGAGCGAGCCUGCAGAGGGAGAGAUGACAGAGGAGAGCAAGACCGACACUGACGGCCUCAAAACCACCAAACUCAUGUAUGAAGUGGCUGACAGCAGCAGUAACUGGGCGGUGUGUGGGAAGAGUUCGGGGAUGGUGUCCAUGCCCAUCUCUGCCAACGCAACCCACAAGGUGCAGAUCGAGGUGAUGCCUCUGUUCGCCGGACAUCUGCCUUUCCCUAAGAUCAAAGUGCUCAAAUACCUGCCACACACUGCAGCAGUGGCCAUCCAGCCAGACCCUGACAGCUGUGUGGAGAACGACAGCCUGUCCCUGCUGGACAAGACGCUGGACGACCAGGGGGACACGGCGAGCAUCCGCAGCCGGGGCAGCGUUCACUCAGUGGGCAGCGGCGAGCAGCAGCAGAAGGGCGUGGCCAUGCCGCGCCUGGAGCCCUUCAGCCCAGGACAGGUAUUCAACCACAGCCAGACACGGCAGGUCCUGGUGCUACCUGCCACCGACGACCACAUCAUGGAAGUCAACGCUACAUGACCCUGGUGGCUGGACCACCCGCCCCCCCUCCUUAUAGGACUGAACCCCCAGGCCCUGGAUGGACUCUGUUGAGCUUUUUUUUGCUCCAGGGCAGACGGGGGUACACGAGUCCAUUUUGAAGACUGCUGCAGAUCGCUGUGACAGACCCCCCCCCCCCCCUUCCUCGUCCUCCUCUUCGUCUAAAGCAUGAAACGUUCACAUCACUGGAGACAUUAUGGACUAGACACAGUGAAGAGCCAAUGACAUCUGCUGAUACAUUUAAAUAAAGAAUUUUUCUUUGCCAUACUUUGUACAUAGCUCAUUGGAUGGAUUUAUAGUUAUAAAUAUAUAAAUAUAUAUAUGGACUGAACCAGAUGGGCACCCGUCGUGCUCCAUUCGAACUGAAGAAUAACACUCCUGAUUGUCCCAUGAUGCACCAAAGCCCUACGUGUGUGUGUGUGUGUGUGUGUGUGUGUGUGUGUGUGUGUGUGUGUGUGUGUGUGUGUGUGUGUGUGUGUGUGUGUGUGUGUGUGUGUGUGUGUGUGUGUGUGUGUGUGUGUGUGUGUGUGUGUGUGUGUGUGUGUGUGUGUGUGUGUGUGUGUGUGUGUGUGUGUGUACGCCUCAAUCAGCUUCUCAAGUACUGUAACUCUUGACUGAGUAUGUCCAGCUGUGAGUCUCACCACUCCUGCAGUCUUCGCUUUCACAUCUGAGACUUUUGCCUUCGAUAGUUACAUCUGAGUCACAAACAUACGCUGCUGUUUUUAAACUGGAAUCAAACCGGGGCACUUUAACAAACCCUGCGCGGGGGCUCGUCCCUAAAUUCAGGAUCAUCAGACUACACAAAGUGUUGUCAUGAGGAGUGUGUCAUAGUGGGACACGUCUUUUAAUGUCCAAAUAAAAAGAUGAUGUGUAGAAUAGUUCUGCUUUUGCUCGGCUAGUUUGAGAACGCUCUCUCAUGUAUAACAGUAUACACACUGAGAAGUAAAAUAGAGGAAUAUUAAUGCUGUGAUACGCAACACUGAGGUUGGUCCACAGAACUGUCCAAGCUGUGAUUGGUUGAGGUCAAUCAUUUAUGACAGUAUAUACCGUGACCAUCUCGCAAAAGGCUAAAUUAUUGUGUAGUCUGAUUCUGACUCAUUUCAUUUCUGAUCACAGAUUGACAGAUAAGUUAAAGUUGUACUUGUCUUUGCGCUGGAGCAGACUGGUCAGAGUCAAUCUAUGGUAAUAAUUCUAGUUCCUAAGUCCUAAAAUGAUCACAGGUCCAGCAAUUAGACACUUACCAAGUUCUCGUGAAGUUCAGCUGCUUCUGAUAUCUUCAUGUAAGUGUCUUAUCUGAGUCAUAGAAACAGCUCUACAACCACUCAAAUGUAAAUUCAGAUAGAUUUUAAAAGAAUGAUAGGUGCUUAUUAGUUUAUUUAUUAACCCUUUUAGGCCAGAUCUGAUAGAAAUAGAGCCUCAGUCAGUAAUAGAUGCAUUCUGGGGGACAGAAAAUUAACACAUUUAUAAAAAUGAAAUUAUUUAAAUUUUCCAAAUGUAUUUAUAUGUAUAUACAGAUUUAGAUAAAGUCUUCAUGAUAUCCACUUGUAAAAAAAAAAAAAAAAAGAACAUGAAUCUUGUGAAAUGAUUUUAUAUUGGACAAAAACAGUCCUUUAUGUUCUCUGACUCAAAUAUCAGCACAAAACUCUCGGAUUUAAAACCACAGAUGACUCAAGAGGCUCAGACUGUAGCGGUGUGUGUGUGUGAUGUGUGUUUCUGUCCAACUGUAGUUGUGUGUAUGUGUGUGAGGGUCUCAGUGUAUGUUUGUGUUGGAGUGUGUUUGACCAGGUGAUACUUUUAAUGAAUGAUCAACCAGUGCACAUUAUUGUCUAUCUAUUGUCUUACCUUUCAGUGGAUUGUUCACAUGCAGUGUGCGUAUAUUUAUUCUGUGCGUGUGCGUGCGUGCGUGCGUGUGUGUGUGGCCAAUUAAGUGUCCGAGCUAUGCACACAUAACAUGAGCUGGUGAGUAGAUGAAUGAAAUAAAUGAAUUAAUUAAUUUAUUCAUUCAUUUAUUUGAAAGAAUGAAUGUUAGCUACUUCUGUCCCCUCUCACAUAACCCCCUCCCACCUCCAGACAGACACACACACACACACACACACACACACACACACACACAUACAGCGUAACUACAGCCUUGUGCUCUUCUUUGACCACUGUACAUACUGAUCUGUAAAUAAUGAUUCAAAUCAAAAUCA